Molecule: messenger RNA, 904 nt
Organism: Manduca sexta (tobacco hornworm)
Lineage: Eukaryota; Metazoa; Arthropoda; Insecta; Lepidoptera; Sphingidae
Product: tRNA pseudouridine(38/39) synthase-like
Exons: 6
Coding region: 305-904 (199 amino acids)
Biological process (GO): tRNA pseudouridine synthesis; mRNA pseudouridine synthesis
Cellular component (GO): nucleus; cytoplasm
Molecular function (GO): pseudouridine synthase activity; RNA binding
Source: RefSeq, a predicted model, not a curated record
UUGACACUUGACAGUGUUGUGUUUCGUAAACAUGAAAAUAAAUCAACUAAUACUUUAAUAAUGGAUACAAAACCAGACAAAGUAUUUCCAAGGCAAAAAAUAAAUCUGUUUCUCGUGAAGAACUAUUAAAUUUGGGGAUAAAGAUGAGUUAGUGGACAGGAUAUUGCGUUUAGAGGCACAUAAUACACAACUAAAGUGUAUUAUAAGCAAGAAUUUGAAUAAUGACGAGAACGGUGGCGUUAAUACGAAUAAAAAGCCUUUCAACUUUGCGAACUGCCAUUUCCGCCGGGUCUUACUCCACGUGAUGUACUUCGGUUGGGACUACCAAGGUUUUGUGGUGCAAGAGGACUCUAUACAGACUAUAGAGCACCACCUUUUUCACGCCCUGACUAAGGCAUGCUUAAUAGAGAGUAGAGAGACCUCUCAGUACCAUCGCUGUGGACGUACGGAUAAAGGUGUUAGUGCUUUUGGGCAGGUAAUAUCAUUAUCCUUGCGCAGUAAACAUCCUGUAGAGAAGCAGGAUUUGCCAGAAUCAAUAACAACAGAGAUGCAGUACAGUAAGAUUCUAAACAGGUUGCUACCUAAGGACAUUAGGGUGGUUGCCUGGAUGCCUAUACCUAAAGAAUUGCCUGAGUAUAGUGCUAGGUUCGACUGCAUCAAACGAACAUAUAAAUUCUAUUUCCCGUUCGUCCCUCGACUUAGACGCCAUGCGCCGUGCGUGCGCGCACUUAUUGUCACGAUUUCCGCCAUCUUUGUAAAAUGGACGUCGCAACAUCUAUGUACUCCCCUGGUGAUAGAAGGCAACGCAUUCCUCUGGCAUCAGAUUCGAUGUAUAAUGGGUGUGCUGUUACUGGUGGGCAGGAAGGGAGGAGUCCUGACAUUAUUAGGAACUGCUGGAUGUUGA